Molecule: messenger RNA, 1959 nt
Organism: Fusarium coffeatum
Lineage: Eukaryota; Fungi; Ascomycota; Sordariomycetes; Hypocreales; Nectriaceae
Exons: 7
Coding region: 1-1959 (652 amino acids)
Molecular function (GO): fatty acyl-CoA hydrolase activity
Source: RefSeq, a predicted model, not a curated record
AUGUCAGAAUCCGAUGCCAUAGAUAACUUCCACAAAGCCAUAAAGGAGGGCAGUCCUGAGGAAAAGGUCAGAGCAUGGCUUCAACUCACACGCGAUGAGAGCGGCCAUUCCAAGCAAGGGGACUGGAUGAACACCCUCAUUCCUCACCUUGAACUUGUCUCUAGCAGCGUCGAAGGGCCUCACCCAUCAUGUGUGUUCUCAUACACAGUCCAGCCCGACAAUUGCAAUCGGCUACAAAACCUCCACGGUGGUUGCGCUGCUACUCUCUUUGACUGGUGCACGACGUUACCUGUUGCUCUGGUGAACAAGCCUGGUUUCUGGCAGCAUUUGGGUGUAAGCCGAACACUCAACGUUACAUAUAUGCGACCAGUUCCUGUUGGAACAGAAGUGCUCAUUGAAUGCUCGAUUACUCAAAUUGGGCGCAAGCUGGCGUCUCUCCAUGGUUCUAUGAGGAGGAGAAAGGAUAACCUACUGCUCGCGACCGCCGAACAUGGCAAAGUCAAUAUUGAUGCCGACUUAGCUAAGAUAAUUAAUGAGCGAGUGCUAAUGAGUCAGGAUGAACCAACCGACUCCAAGUUAGACUACGAGAAAGAGAUUCGAGAUUUGGUCAAACUCGAGAGAAUAUGUACCAGUGAAGAAGUGUACACCCACAAAUCGCAACUUGAUUUUGUUCACGAUACUGUCAUUCGUUUACUCAAGAACGCUUCUCCUUCUACAGACGACACUACCACCUUUUCUCAAACCCAGGCCCCGUCGCGCAAUGCCGCUCGUCUUCAAGGCCUUUUCACCAAGAACGAAACAGUAGAGGCAUUUCUGCAAGGCUCAUCACUCUUCAACCGUCUGCGAGAUGAUGCUCGCCAAGUCAACCGAGAUGGCACUUCUGCACCAACUUCAACAGACAAUGCUCACCGUGCUCUUCAACAAAAGAGCGCCCAUCUUCACUGCUUAUACUCAAAACCGAUUCUCAACGUUGGCCGCCUUCGUUCAACUAGAACAUAUCCUUUCGCUUGCUCAAAGGUUUACGAUCUGCGUCAAUAUACCGAGAGAACGGGCUGGGGACCCUUCAUGAACGAUGGAUCAUUCAAUAUUGAUUGGGAAAAGGUUGAAGCCAUCCUCAUCGUCCUAGGACAUAACAUCGGCUCAAGACGCCUAGUGGCACGCAUAUUCGGCGAGGUUUGGGACAGUCCGUUUUCGGGUUCAUUUGCCAACAGUUUCAUGGCCCCCCCACCUCGCGACAUAACCUCACUCGAGGCCAGGGACCCUUAUGGCGUCACAGGCACAUGCGACUUCUUCGCCUUCAACUUCGGUGAUCGUGAUCUCAUCGCCCCUGAUGCACCGCGACACACACUCGACGUGGGCGAAGCGACUCGUCUCAUUAUGAUGCGUAUCCAUGUUACGUCUAUAGAGGAACCAGGACCAGAAGAUGGACAAGAUCUGCCUGUUGUCCACUUCCAAGGCGUGUCUCGUUCUUUGGACGAUUCCUUUGAUAACAAUGCAAAUUCCGACAUCCGAGGUACCGCUCGUCUAACGAAAGAAGGCGAAGUGAGAUGGACGACAUUCUCGGUUUUCCAUGGUAUCGAACGUUGGCGCAGUGAAGGUAUCCAGAUCGGCGGUGUCCGCUCCGCUCGUGGGGUUGUAGGAAAUUGGUUUGAUCGUGACUACGACGUUCACGGCCCUGCCGGACCCACGGCAUUUUGGAAGGGUGCUACACUUGAGCAAGUCGCAAGCAUGGAGGACGACCUACUACCUAACGAUUUCUUCCUGCCGUACGGCGCACUGAUCUACGACUCUGAAACUGAUCCAGAAGGGGAUAUGCCAUACAGCGGCGAGGAUGACGAAGAAGAAGAGGAAGAUGAUGAGAUGACAGGUUUAGCAGUGGCAGCGGAGCUGUCAGAUCUCAUUCAGGAUGCAAGUCUUCCUUUGGAGGACAGUUUGGCAAACGGUCAGGCUUUGCACUAA